Molecule: messenger RNA, 1422 nt
Organism: Spinacia oleracea (spinach)
Lineage: Eukaryota; Viridiplantae; Streptophyta; Magnoliopsida; Caryophyllales; Amaranthaceae
Product: malate dehydrogenase
Exons: 7
Coding region: 54-1193 (379 amino acids)
Biological process (GO): malate metabolic process
Molecular function (GO): L-malate dehydrogenase (NAD+) activity
Source: RefSeq, a predicted model, not a curated record
UAUUUUGCUAGACAUAAUUAAUUGAUUAAGAUUGUCAUUAACUAGUUAAAAUUAUGGAGAAUUCUCAAUUAGUUGAAAAAAUUGGAGUUUAUUUGAAUUCAGAAUUGGUAGAGAAAAUUGGGGUUGUUUCUGUUUGUUUUAUUUUAUCAUAUUUGUUGAUCAAACAUAUUUGGAGCUCCGUGAAGAUGGAGAAAGAGCCUACUAGGGUUCUUGUUACUGGUGCUGCAGGACAAAUUGGGUACGCGCUGGUGCCUAUGAUCGCGAGAGGGCUGAUGCUUGGUCCUGAGCAGCCUGUUAUUCUCCAUUUGCUCGACAUUGAACCAGCUGCAGAGGCCUUAAACGGUGUCAAAAUGGAACUAAUUGAUGCUGCCUUUCCUCUCCUCAAAGACGUGAUAGCCACUACCGAUGUUGUGGAAGCCUGUGAAGGUGUCAACAUUGCGAUAAUGCUUGGCGGGUUUCCUAGAAAGGAAGGGAUGGAAAGGAAGGAAGUGAUGUCAAAGAAUAUAUCCAUUUAUAAAGCUCAGGCUACAGCCCUUGAACUAAAUGCUGCUGAUAAUUGCAAGGUGUUGGUGGUUGCAAACCCUGCUAAUACAAAUGCACUCAUUUUAAAGGAAUUUGCACCUUCGAUUCCUGAAAACAACAUUACAUGCCUUACAAUGCUUGAUCAUAACAGAGCAAUUGCUCAAAUUGCUGACAAGUUAAAUGUUCAUGUUAGUGAUGUGAAGAAUGUCAUCAUAUGGGGAAAUCAUUCCUCAACACUAUAUCCAGAUGUUAAUCACGCGACAGUCACUUCAACCGAUGGAAAGAAGCUUGUUCGAGAACUUGUAGCUAAUGAUCAUUGGGUAAACAAAGAACUAGUCAGUAGAGUACAGCAGAGGGGUGCAGCUAUAAUCAAGGCACGGAAACUAUCAAGUGCAUUGUCAGCUGCAAGUGCAGCUUGUGACCAUGUAUGCACUUGGGUGCUUGGAACCAAAAAGGGAACGUGGGUUUCGAUGGGAGUGUACUCCGAUGGCUCUUAUGGUAUCCAACCCGGUCUUAUCUACUCCUUCCCUGUAACUUGCAAGAAUGGGGAAUGGUCUAUAGUGCAGGGGCUGAAGAUCGAUGAAUUUUCGAGAGAGAAGAUGGAUGCAACAGAGAAAGAACUCAUUGAGGAGAAACAAGUGGCAUAUUCUUGCCUUAACUCCUCGGCUUAGCUCAAGUUGUCAUUUUAAGCAAUGAUAUAGUUCAAGCUGUCAAGUUUGGUGACUUGGUGUGGUGUACAUAUUUCAUGUUAGUUACUAGUACUUAAUUUAGCUCAUACAUUUCACCUUGUCUUGGAUUUAAGAUUAAGAGAACUAAUAAUAACCGCUCGAUCGGUUCAUUUCAGAUUAUAAUUGUUCAUAGUUCAUCAUGACCCGAUUUAAGCUUAAUUUAUUGGUGAAA